AUGGAAAAUAGGGAAUCCAACGGAAUCGGCCAUGCUAGAGAGUAUGUCGAUGAUUCGGCACAACAAUCCGAAUACGUCAAAAUCGAGGAAAUGAAGAAACGAGUAAAAAAUGCCGGGGGCACCAUGUCACAACCCCAGCUACACGGCCCAGAGCCAGAAAAAGGCAGUCAAGAGCCUGGCUGCGUGGUCACCGAGGAAGCUAAGGAUACUUCUCCCCCAAACCACGCAUCUGUUCGUGUUCAUUCGGAAGAAACCUCAGUUGCACUCCCUAAGCCAGAGUAUCGAAGCGUUCCCGCGCAUGUCAAGCGCAGAACGGAUCACAAAAUUCAUGCUGUUCAACCACCGGCCAAUGCGUCGAGCUCGCGACCAGUCCCAACAGACCAAAGAAAGAAUCACUCGUCCCGGAAGCAAUGA
Messenger RNA from Grosmannia clavigera kw1407, 414 nucleotides. RefSeq lists its product as uncharacterized. Bases 1 to 414 code for a protein of 137 amino acids. NCBI's taxonomy places the organism in Eukaryota, Fungi, Ascomycota, Sordariomycetes, Ophiostomatales, Ophiostomataceae. The transcript has a single exon. The record is from RefSeq and is a predicted model, not a curated record.